Sorex araneus (European shrew) is the source of this 2057-nucleotide messenger RNA. RefSeq names its product HIRA interacting protein 3 (gene HIRIP3). The transcript has 7 exons. Gene Ontology annotation, cellular component: nucleus. The record is from RefSeq and is a predicted model, not a curated record. NCBI's taxonomy places the organism in Eukaryota, Metazoa, Chordata, Mammalia, Eulipotyphla, Soricidae. The coding region runs from base 74 to 1900 and encodes 608 amino acids.
CCCCGGCAGACGUGCUGACGGAGGCGGCCGAGGCAAAAAGGGCGGGAGCCCCGCCUAUCGCCGGUGGGGCAAAAUGGCGCGGGAGGAGAUGCUGGCGUUCACCCGUAACCUCUUCCGAGGCCGCCCAGACCUGAGCACGCUCACGCACUCCAUCGUGCGCCGGAGGUUCUUGGCUCACGCGGGCCGCGACCACCUGGAGCCGCAGGAGAAGCAGGCGCUGAAGCGGCUGGUGGAGGAGGAGCUGCUCAACAUGCAGGGGGAUGAGGCGAAUGGCAGGGAGGAGAAGCGAGACCUUGCCAGGAAGGCGAAGAGGCCGCCCACCCCCUGCAGUGACCCGGAGAGGAAGCGGAGCCGGUUCAGUUCCGAGUCAGAGCCCAGCUCCGGGGCUUCCAGUCCGGACUGCGUGGAUCCCCCGGCAAAGGACAGGAUGGCCACAGAAAUCAGGGCCACUGAGGAGCGUCCGAGGAGGGCCUCCAAGAAACCGCUGGAGAGCAGUGAUGAGGAGCAGCCGGAAGACUCGACGGCGAAGACUGGGUCAGAGGAAGGCAUGAAGGAGAGCAGUGAGGAGGAGGAGGAGGAGGGCUCCGUGAGGACAGGGAAGGUGCUGAAGGCGGAGGGCAGUGAGGGGGAGGAAGGUGAGGAGGGGAAAAGGGAACCCAAAGGCAGGACUAGGAAACAACCCGGCAUGAAUAAUAAGCGGGUCCUGGGCAGGACCUCUGCCAAAAAGACGCAGGCCAAGGAGGUGAGUGAGGACAGUGAGACGGGAUCAGAGGAGGACAUGAGGGAGAGCAGCGGGGAGGAGGAGGGCUCUGUCAGAACAAGGAAGGGAUCAGAGGCGGAAGGCAGUGAGGGGAAGGGAGAGGAGGGGGACAGGGAACCCAAAGGCCGGACUAGGAAACCGCCUGGGAUGAGUAAGACGAACUCUGCCAGGAGGAAGCAGGCCAAGGAGGGGAGUGAGGACAGUGGGGAGGAGGAACCUAUCCAGAGAACAGGACAGAAAACAAGGAGGAAGAUGGGAACGAAAAGCCACCACGAGAGUGAGGACGACGACGAUGAGGGAGAGAACCUAGUGGCAGAAGAAGAGAACCAAGAAGAGGAGGACUGGAAAUCCCGACCCCAGAGCAAGGGAAGGAAAGGAACAGCUUGUGAACAGAAAAGCCGGGGGGCAGGACUGCCGGGUAGCGAGGACAACAGAGAGGCGCAGCAGGACUCUGGCCAUGAGGCUGACAGCAGCGGAGAGAACAGCUCGAAGAAGGCAACAUCAACUACGGACACUGGCAAGCCAGCCAAAGUGGGCAGGCUUAAUGGGGACGAGAGUGACUCAGAGCGGGAGGAGAGUGACAGUGAGGCAGAGGGGAGCCCCAAAGGGGAAAGGAAGAACCGCUCCUCCAAGAAGAAUUCCAAGAAAGGCCGGACACGGAACUCCUCUUCCUCCUCUUCAGAUGGCAGUCCAGAAACCAAGUUCAGGAAGGCUGGCUCAGGUCGCCGUGGGGAGGAUGACCCGGCCGUGAUGAGGCUCAAGCGCUAUAUCCGGGCAUGUGGUGCCUAUCGAAACUACAAAAAGCUGCUGGGGUCCUGCCACUCAAGCAAGGAGCGCCUGAGGAUCCUCCGGGCAGAGCUGGAAGCCCUGGGCAUGAAGGGUAACCCCUCCCUAGAGAAGUGUCGGGCACUGAAGGAGCAGCGGGAGGAAGCGGCUGAGGUGGCCUCCUUGGAUGUCAACAACAUUAUCAACUGUCCAGGUCGGCCACGUAGACGCACUGCAUGGAAUCCUUCGGCUGCAGCACCCCCAGGACAGCUAUACCGCAGGACACUGGACUCAGAGGAUGAGCAGCCCCGCCCCCCACCCCCCGACUGGUCCCACAUGCGUGGCAUCAUCAGUAGUGAUGGCGAGAGUAACUGAGCUCCCCUCACACCUCCUUCCCACUUGUAAAAAGUGUACAUGAGACUUGCAGCCCCCAGGGACACAAAUUGGUAGGAAUCUAUUUCUCGGUUUAAAUGUUUACAAGAUUUAUUUUUUAAGACUCAAAUAAAGGAGUAUUUGAAUUAUCUCAUUAAAA